Messenger RNA from Solea senegalensis (Senegalese sole), 3212 nucleotides. RefSeq names its product metal transporter CNNM4-like. The transcript has 8 exons. Gene Ontology annotation, cellular component: plasma membrane. Bases 1 to 2895 code for a protein of 964 amino acids. Gene Ontology annotation, biological process: magnesium ion transport; magnesium ion homeostasis. NCBI's taxonomy places the organism in Eukaryota, Metazoa, Chordata, Actinopteri, Pleuronectiformes, Soleidae. Gene Ontology annotation, molecular function: magnesium ion transmembrane transporter activity; sodium ion transmembrane transporter activity. The record is from RefSeq and is a predicted model, not a curated record.
AUGACGUCAGCUCCUAGGUCGCCGAGCAGUGAAACAAACAUGGCGACAGAAUGGAGCGGGCAGCAGGGUUACAUUCUCACUGUCAUUAUCUGCCUGUGGAGCGCGGUCGGGGGUCGAACGGAGGCGGCGGCGCAGGCUGCCGCGGCAGCGGCGGCGGGGACCGGCGGCAGGAGCAGCGGCAGCAGCAGCAGCAGCAGCAGUGGCGGGAGCCAGGUGCUUGGCAUGCGGCUGGAGAGGAGCGACAAGCCCGCCGGCACCAAUGACGAUGGUGUCACCCAGGUGACUGAGCAGAGCUCCGUGGUGCUCCGGUUCUACGGGCUUCAGCUCCACUCGGGCACCUGGACGCACAUUCGCUUCACGGAGCUCAUGGACGGUGGAGGAGGAGGAGGAGGAGGAGGUGGAGGAGGUGUGGAUGAAGAGACGGGUGAGGAGGAGGAAGCGGCGGCAAAGAACGGCAGCGGCUUGAUGGACGCGCCGGACAGGACUUGUGCCGAUUUCACGAAGGACGUCAGUGUCGGGACCUUCAUGAAUGUCAGUAGUCGCGGCACGUCGGGUCUGCUGACUGUUUACAUUAAGCCGCUCCGCAAGAGCGAGCCUCAGAAGGAGUAUGCCGUGUGCACGCUGAGCGCGGAUGGGAGCAGGUGGCAGCAGCUGGGGGACAGUGAUGGGAGGCUGCUGGUUGUGGAGGAGAAGAAGUCCUUGCUGCCCGUGUGGUUCCAAGUCAUCCUCGUCUCCCUCCUCUUGGUGCAUUCUGGGAUGUUCAGCGGCUUAAAUCUGGGGCUGAUGGCGCUGGACCCCAUGGAGCUGCGCAUCGUCCAGAGAUGUGGCACCGACAAGGAGAAGAAAUACGCACGGAAGAUUGAACCGAUCCGCAGCAAAGGGAACUAUCUCCUCUGCUCGCUUCUUCUGGGCAACGUCCUGGUGAACACGACCCUCACCAUCCUCCUGGAUGGUCUGAUCGGGUCAGGUCUGGGAGCAGUGGUGGCCUCCACCAUUGGAAUUGUCAUCUUUGGGGAGAUCGUUCCUCAGGCACUGUGCUCCCGCCAUGGCCUCGCUGUAGGUGCCAACACCAUCGUGGUGACCAAGUUCUUCAUGCUCCUCACCCUCCCACUGUCCUACCCCAUCAGUCGGCUGCUGGACGUGAUGCUGGGUCAGGAGAUAGGCACUGUGUAUAACAGAGAGAAGCUGGUGGAGAUGCUCAAAGUGACGGAACCCUACAAUGACCUGGACAAAGAGGAGAUGAACAUGAUCCAGGGAGCUCUGGAGCUCAGGACCAAAACUGUGGAGGACGUGAUGACGCCACUGGGGAACUGCUUCAUGAUCAAGGCGGAUGCUGUGCUGGAUUUCAACACCAUGACGGAGAUCAUGGAGAGUGGAUACACGCGCAUACCUGUGUAUGACGAUGAGAGGUCCAACAUUGUGGACAUCCUGUAUGUGAAGGACCUGGCGUUUGUGGAUCCAGAUGACUGCACCACUCUGAAGACCAUCACCAAGUUCUACAACCACCCCGUGCACUUUGUGUUCCAUGACACCAAGCUGGACGCCAUGUUGGAGGAGUUCAAGAAAGGUAAAUCCCACCUGGCCAUCGUCCAGAAAGUGAACAACGAGGGCGAGGGAGAUCCCUUCUACGAGGUGCUGGGUUUGGUUACCUUGGAGGACGUCAUCGAAGAGAUCAUCAAGUCAGAGAUCCUGGAUGAGUCUGACCUUUACACCGACAACAGGAACAGAAAAAAAGUGGAUCCCAACAAAACCAAACGUGACUUCUCUGCCUUCAAGCAGGACGGCGACAGCAAGGUGAAGAUCUCGCCGCAGCUCAUGUUGGCAGCUCAUCGUUUCCUGGCCACAGAGGUGAGCCUGUUCAGCCCGCUCCAGAUCACAGAAAAAGUCUUACUGAGGAUUCUUCGACACCCGGACGUUAUCCAGGAACUCAAGUUCAAUGAAAACGACAAACGCGCGGCGCAGCACUUCAUCUACCAGAGGGGGAAACCUGUCGACUACUUCAUACUCAUCUUGCAGGGCCGAGUGGAAGUGGAAGCUGGAACUGAAAACAUGAAGUUUGAAACCGGCGCUUUCUCCUACUAUGGAGUCAUGGCUCUGAGUGCACCAUCACUGGCAGUCACCCCUCCGCUCUCCCCAACUGUGGCAUCACCCCCUCCGCGACGCCUCUCUCUUAAGAGGUUUUCUCUGUUCUCUCGUUUCCCAGAGUUCCGUUCUCCGUCACAUGGGGGAAAUCUCAACCGCUCGGCGUCGCUGAGCUGCACUGAGCGCGCUCCUGAAGGCGGUUCAGUGAGCGGGAGCCACACUCAGAUCCCGGGCACUCCCCUCCAGUACAUACCAGACUUCUGCGUGCGAGCGCUCACUGACCUGCAGUUUGUAAAGAUCACUCGUGCUCAGUACCAGAAUGGUGUCCUGGCCUCCAGGCUUGACAGCACGGCGCAGUCUCCAGAAGGCAGCCACACUCAUCUGGACAAGUCUGUCUAUUUUCCCCCCAUCACGCCACCGGGGACACGCACUCCACUGCUGCUGGCCACGCCUCCUGGGAAGCGGCCACCCUCUAACGCUCACCCGACGCCGCCCGGCAGCCGCUCCGCUCAGCCGAAGACUUCCUCCUCUUCCGGCCGCAGGCCGAGCCAUCCUCUGCCCCAAACCGCUCCCUCUCCAAACAGCCACACCCCCCUCUCCCAGAACCCCUCGUCCACCGUGAGUGCGGCACCGUUUGUCCUCAACCCCCACCCCAAUCUGCCCUCCAAGUCCCAGCAGUCACCGGAGAACGGGCUGGGUGAGACCACGGCUCUGCUCAGUGAGCAGCAGAACUGCGUGGGCCCCCGCAAACCCGGCCACACCCAGGCACACCCCCACCCACACACUCAUGCACACACUGAAAGCACCAUCUAACUAAUUUGAAAAUCCCUGGAGGAAAACCACGUAAGAUCCCCGGCACAACUUCCUCCUCCUGUUUGCUUGUCGUCCCCUGAACUUCUUUCUGCAGACGUCGGGGGGUGAAGCUGCGGAUCAGCACAUGGUGUGUAUUUUAUAAACAGAGAUCCUCCUUUAUCCACCUCGUGCAUGCCCCCACCCAUCACCCCACCUCCACUGGAAAAAGAUGAGGAUCAGACGACACAAAAGAGCAAAAGAACAGGGAAUGCUGGUACGGUUGCUAAUUGGUUUGGUUUGGAACAGUACGGUAUGGUUUGGAAUGGUAGUGCCCCGGG